AUGAUUUUGCAUUUCCGGGGGGGAGAACUGUUUGUAAACUAAACAGUUCUCUCCCCUGUCAGCUCCUGUACACUGCUUUGCAUGGCUGUGCAUAGCGCAACCAUGCAAAGCAGUGUGCUUACAGUGAAGCACAAACACACAGCCCCACAGUAAAACACACACAGCACACAUUUAACCCUUUCAUCCCCCCACAUGUUAACCCCUUCCUGUCCAGUGCCAUUAGUACAGUGUCAGUGCUUUUUAUUAGCACUGAUCACUGCACUGGUGUCACUGGGAAUGUCAGUGACACCAAGUAAUUCCCCCCCCCCCCCCAGUGUCAAAAUGCUCGUUGCAGUCCCGCUAUAA
Messenger RNA from Staurois parvus, 345 nucleotides. NCBI's taxonomy places the organism in Eukaryota, Metazoa, Chordata, Amphibia, Anura, Ranidae. The record is from the annotation of a GenBank genome assembly.